Molecule: messenger RNA, 1006 nt
Organism: Impatiens glandulifera
Lineage: Eukaryota; Viridiplantae; Streptophyta; Magnoliopsida; Ericales; Balsaminaceae
Product: peroxidase 27-like
Exons: 4
Coding region: 7-993 (328 amino acids)
Biological process (GO): hydrogen peroxide catabolic process; response to oxidative stress
Cellular component (GO): plant-type cell wall; plasmodesma
Molecular function (GO): heme binding; peroxidase activity
Source: RefSeq, a predicted model, not a curated record
AACACAAUGCUUUCUUCAAAUGAUUCCACGUUUUUCUUUCUCGUUAUUCUUUUUGUUGCCACCAUUUUAAGCCCUCUCGCCAAUGGUCAAGGCUUGAAAGUGGGGUUUUACGAGAAAACCUGCCCAAAUGCAGAAGCCAUAACAGGGAAAGUGAUUGGUCAGGUCAUGUCGGUGGCACCUAGCCUUUCCGGUCCUUUGUUGAGGAUGCACUUUCAUGAUUGCUUUAUUAGGGGUUGUGAUGGAUCAAUUCUACUCGAUUCUCCAAAGAAUGAUACUGAAAAGUACUCGCCUCCGAAUCUAAGUCUUCGAGGGUUUCAAAUCAUUGAUAAAGUUAAAGUUGCAUUAGAGAAAGAGUGCCCGGGAGUUGUCUCGUGUGCCGAUAUCUUGGCCAUUGUAGCAAGGGAUGUGUCAGUCGCGACUAAGGCACACUUUUGGGAAGUCGAGACCGGUCGUAGAGAUGGAAAAGUAUCAAAACUAGCUGAUGCUUUGAACUUGCCACCUCCAUUUGCUAACAUAUCAUCAUUGAAAUCAGAUUUCCUUCAACGUGGUCUUAACACAAAAGACCUUGUAGUCCUUUCCGGCGGGCACACGUUGGGCACAUCCCAUUGCUCUUCAUUCAACAACCGACUCUACAACUUCACCGGAAAAGGCAACAUUGGCGACUCAGACCCUACCUUGGACUCAGAAUACGCAAAGAGGCUAGCAAUGAAAUGCAAGCCGGGAGACCAAACAACGUUGGUGGAGUUGGACCCCGGGAGCUUCAAGACAUUCGACGUGAACUACUUCACCCUCGUGGGUAAGCGACGUGGGCUGUUACAAUCGGACGCAGCACUUCUUGACGAUAAAGAAACCAAAGCUUAUGUCGAGAAAGCUGCGGCUGGUGGAUCUAGUUUCUUCAAGGACUUUGGUGUGUCAAUGGUUAAGAUGGGCAGGAUUGGUGUCCUCACUGGAAAGAGUGGUGAAAUCAGGAAGGUUUGUUCUAUGGUUAAUUAAAUUUAACCAAUCA